Aspergillus terreus NIH2624 is the source of this 1947-nucleotide messenger RNA. RefSeq lists its product as uncharacterized. The coding region runs from base 1 to 1947 and encodes 648 amino acids. The record is from RefSeq and is a predicted model, not a curated record. The transcript has a single exon. NCBI's taxonomy places the organism in Eukaryota, Fungi, Ascomycota, Eurotiomycetes, Eurotiales, Aspergillaceae.
AUGGAAGACCCAAUGGAUAUCGACACUCCUGAUGAAGACCGAGGCGAACGAUACCAGGAUCAACACCCCCCAGCGCGACCAGCCUCAUCAAGCGUCUCUCGCAGAAGACAAGUACGCAACGGGAGUCGCCAGGAACUGAGUGAAAGAAUCCACGCAGCACACACUCAGUCCGCUCAUUCCACCCAAUCGACGCCUUCCCAGCCUGCACGCGAAAUGACUCCAGACCAGGCCCUUCAGGCGUACCUCAUCCACCAGCAGCUUCUAGCAGGAAUUGCACCCGAGAAUGUGAUCCCUAUGAGAGGUCAGCGUAGGGGUCAGCCUGUCGUGCCCAGAACGAACCAGCCUACGCUAUUGAGAAUUAACAACGAGGGCAUUUUCGUUCCUAGCAAUGUCCCCCCUGCCAGGUUUACUGGUGUCAUACGGCCUCCUCCAGUGAAUAUGCUCUGUUAUGCCAGGUUCCCUGUUCCUAACGACCAGGCACCACCCACAAACAGAACUACCAGGGCCGCGAGACCUCCUGCGCCAGCGCGAACCCCCCAAAUCUCGCGGACGCUUCCCCAGGUUCCAUUCCGUGAAUCUGCUCAGCCUGCGAGGCCUUUGAACGCUCUUACCGGCACCCAACCAGAUUGGGAGAGCCGGAUUCCCCGUAUCGCUGAGUUUCGCCAUUCUUCUCCGAUCAGAAACAAUCCCUCGACCUCACAACAACAAGCCAGAGUCACCCUACCGAGCGUUGAUGAGCUUUUGCAAGGCGUUCCACCUCCUCCCCAGUCCACUCCACCUGUGUCGUCUCCCAUAAAAGCUUGCGAGUCUGAAGCAAUGUCAGAUUCAACUAUGCGUGCAGUCAACCAAGAGUUGGCUCCGUCGAGUCCCUACCGCGAAUUUGAGGCUGCCGCAUCAGGUCUCGCAGCUGACGAUACCGAAUCCGAACUUACGUCGCCCCCCGCCACAAUGAGCACUGAAUUUGGCAGCAGCGACAACAUCGAGAUUCCCGUGGUGCCGGGUUUCAACCUCCUCCAAGGCUUCGUUGACAAUACCAAGGUCGCUAUGGCAUUGACUGACCACCUCAACGUUGAGGACAUCAUCAACUUGAUGGUCACUUUCAAGCCCUUCCACAGCUUCAUUCAGACCCACGAGUCAGCUAUUGCCACUCGCAAGGCCUACAAUGAAGCUCUCCAAGCCGCGCGUGCCUGUCCCCCCGUGUGCUACCCCAGUCUUUGCGUCCCCUCCACCGAGGAACCCUCGCUUCGCUGGCUAGCCAUGGUCAUUUUCCGUGAGCACGCGGCCGAGGAGAUUGUGCGCACCAUGUGCGAAGCUGGGUACGAGCUGCCUUGGGAAUGCGCAGACAUGCUGAAGAAGUACUGGUUUCUGUUCGAUAUCCCCGACAACAAACGUCGCGUGUGGACCGUGCAGAACGUUAACAUCUGGCCGGAUAUCUCCAUUUACUACUUCAUGCUCUUCUACAUCAAAGUCGACGAGUAUGUUGUCACCAAGUACGACAACCAAACUGGGGGUCUGCGUCGUCUCGCGAUGGCCCAGCCUAGCCUGACCUUCUGGCUCAAAGUCUUGAAGAACAGACGAUUCGAUACCCAGCUCGAUAUCCUGCAGACCUUUGUCCGCUGGCAGUACCAGCCCCAGCCCCACGAAGCCGGCGGAAUCGUCUUUGGCGUGGACCCCGACGAGGUCGGCCUGCUUCAGUACGAGAACUACGGUCGUCGCGGCGAACGCACUGUCAAGUUUGAACGUCCUGAUACGUGCGUUAUGAAGGAGUUAAUCAGGCGCAAUAUCAAUAUGCAGCAGAUGUACAUUGAUGUUCAUUACGGCGAAGGGGAUCGUUACAACAAUGUCACCGUCCAGAAUUCCACUUGGGAUUACGAGGUCAGAUGUCAGGCCGCAGAUGACGAUGCUCCCGACUGGGUCAAGGCUCUGCAGGUGAGCUUGGAGGCCUGA